This is a messenger RNA of Lactuca saligna, 780 nucleotides long. Lineage: Eukaryota; Viridiplantae; Streptophyta; Magnoliopsida; Asterales; Asteraceae. The record is from the annotation of a GenBank genome assembly.
AUGAAAGAGAAAAAGAAGAAGAAUGUGGUGGUGUUUGAUCUGGGUGGUGGCACUUUUGAUGUCCCUAUACUGACUAUGGUAGAAGGGGAAUUCAGUACCUUUGAGGUGAAAGCCGUUGCUGGUGACACUCAUUUGGGAGGCGAGGAUUUUGAUAACCGCAUGGUGGAUCAUUGUGUUAUGGAAUUUAAAAGAAAAUGGAAGAAAGACUUGACACCUAACAAAAAAGCAUUGGGGAGACUGAGAUGUGCUUGUGAGAAAGCAAAAAGGAUUCUCUCAAGCAAUACUCUCACAUCUAUCGAGCUAGAUUUCUUGCAUGAGGGGAUUGAUUUCUCUAUAAAAUUCAGUCGAGCUAAAUUUGAAGACCUCAACAUGGAGUAUUUUGAUCGAUGCAUCAAGACUUUGGAGGCAUGUUUAAGCGAUGCAAAGAUGAAGAAACCGGAGGUAAAUGAGGUGAUUCUUGUUGGUGGGUCAACUAGAAUACCAAAGGUCCAAUGUAUGUUGCAAAAACUUUUGAAUCAGAAGGAGCUAUACAAGAGCCUAAACCCCGAUGAGGCUGUAGCAUAUGGUGCAGCAGUUAUGGCUGCAAAGUUAAGUGUUAACAGUGAUAAAAGGUGUCGAGAUUUGGUGUUAUUAGAUGUCACUCCUUUGUCCCUUGGUAUACAAAUAAGAGGCAAAAGAUUUAGCAUCGUGAUCCCACGGAAUACGCCAAUACCUAUGAAAAAAUCCAAAAAUUAUUUUACAUCCCAUGACAACCAGACUUACACACAUACGCCUUUCUAG